GCCAGCUAACUUCACACCGCUCAGAAAUCAUAACAAAGGUUUGGGAUUUCCCAAGUUCAUUUUUAUCCUAGGAUUAAGUGAAUAAUAUGUAACAGUAAUGAAUCAUGAAUUCUAUACUGUUUCUAUUCAUUACUUUAUCGGUUUGUUCAUGCUCCAGGCUGAAGCCAAUAUUUAAAAGUUUGAAAUACAAUGAAAACUUUACUGGAGAAGUUAACAGAAGUAACGAGUAUAUUCUGCAGUUUUCAGGAGAAUACCUGAAUUAUCCGUUGAGAGUUACUAUCGAGAAUGUCACUGCUGAUACUAAAAACCCACUUAUGGUUGUGGCAAGGCAACCAGAUCAGUUAUUAUCCUGGCAAAUACCCCUUCAGGUAGAAAGUGACUCUGGUAUUAAAUUGUACAAUAAGACCAGUAGAACUUUAUGCAAAGACCUCUUCUUGAAUGUUACGGACGGUUUAACGAGAAUUGAAGAGAAUCCUAUAGUAACAAUUGCAAGUUCUUCAGUAAAAAAUGUUACGUUCAGCAUAAGGGUAGAUUAUCAAGAGGAUUUUUUUGUUGAACUAUCCAGAGAAUAUAAGUUUAUCAUAACCCCGAGUGAGCCCAGAUAUUUUUAUUACAAUUUCUCCACUAACAAUACACAAGAUGAAGAGAAUUCCAACUACCAUACAGUUAUUUUAGAAGUGGAGUCUGUAGAUGAAGUUUGCAUGACCGUGAGCAUACAGAAUGCAAGUUGCCCGGUUUUGGAUCUUAAUCAAGAUAUAACAUUCAGAGGGUUCUACGAAACCGUGAAUACAAAGGGAGGAAUAACGAUUCCUAAAUUCAAAUUUCCGUUGGGAUUCUACGUUGUAUUUGUAGCUAAAGCCGAUGAUACUGAUUGCACCGGCAAGGUGGGUGUCUCGGAGCCCGAUCGUGUCAAAGACAUAGUCUUCAGGAUCAAACCUAGCAUUUCUUACAAAGAUUACGUGAACGCUGUCAUUUUAACGUUUGGCAGCGUCUUCUUAUUUUAUGUAUUAUUCGGAAUCGGAUUCACCUAUUUCUCCUUUAAAGAUUUCAUCCCGAGAAGUAUGCAGUAUGCCAUCGAGUGUAAUCCCGAUUCGGUUUCCACAACUCCUUCAGGAAGAAGGCCGUUAGUUGAGGAUAAUGUAUCGUUUAAUGAAACUGAAUAUGAUGCUAUAUCAGAGGCUUCUUUGGAUAAACAGAACAGACUGUACAAGUCGGAAUUGUACCUGUGCGAUUUAGCUACCAAAGAUCCAAGAGUAUUGAAGAGAAAAUCGUAUUUGUACCUGUAUAAUGUGCUAACGGUAGCCAUUUUUUAUGGCUUGCCUGUGGUGCAAUUGGUGAUCAACUACCAAAGGGUCCUGAACGAUACAGGAGAACAGGAUUUAUGCUACUAUAACUUCCUCUGCGCCCAUCCUUUAGGGGUAGUCAGCGACUUUAACCACGUCUUCUCGAACAUUGGUUACGUCUUUUUGGGAAUUUUAUUCAUUUGGAUAACCUACAGAAGAGCCAUUUUACAUGCAGACCUCGACUUCGACAGACAAUUUGGAAUCCCCCAGCAUUACGGCAUGUUUUACUCCAUGGGGGUAGCUUUGAUCAUGGAAGGGGUCCUAUCUGGGAGCUAUCACAUCUGUCCGAACCAUUCGAACUUCCAAUUUGAUUCCAGCUUCAUGUACGUGAUGGCGGUCCUUUGUAUGGUGAAACUGUAUCAGAACAGGCAUCCUGACAUCAACGCUACGGCUUACUCCACUUUCGGAGUGUUAGCUUUGGCUAUUUUGCUCGGUAUGAUUGGAAUAUUGGAAGGCAACGUUUACUUCUGGAUCUUCUUCACCGUUCUCUAUAUAUUAGCAUGUCUCUUUUUGAGCCUUCAAAUCUACUACAUGGGUUGCUGGAAAUGUGAUACCGGUGCUCCACGCAGAGUUUACGCAGCUAUAGUGAGGGAUUUCCAAAGAGGCCCCUUACAUGUGAUCAAACCGGUACAUAAAGCACGAAUGGUUCUUCUUAUUAUAGGAAAUAUCUGUAAUUGGUCGUUGGCAGCUUGGGGACUUUACGACCAUCAAAAAGAUUUCGCCCUGUUUCUUUUGGCAGUGUUUAUGGCCAACACUCUGCUGUAUUUCUUCUUUUACAUCCUCAUGAAGCUUAUUCACAGGGAAAGGUUAAAAUCGUUGACGUGGUUCUUCCUUUUCUGUUCGAUUUCGUGUGCUGUAUCCGCUAUGUAUUUCUUCCUACAUAAGAGUAUUUCUUGGGCUACUACUCCAGCAGAAUCUCGUCAGUUUAACCAGGAGUGUAAGCUCUUGAGGUUUUACGACUUUCACGACAUAUGGCACUUUUUGAGUGCUGUCGGUAUGUUCUUCACAUUCAUGGUACUUUUGACUCUGGAUGAUGAUCUGUCUCACAAGGAUAGGUCGACGAUUCCCGUCUUUUAAAAGCGUAUUUACCGUAAUGUGAUAUUUUUAAGCGAUGAUAUUAUCAGGAAAGUUUAGUUUUAGGCGUCCAAUUUGUGAUUUUUAUUGUACAUACUAUAUAUUACUUAUAAUUUAGGUCAAGUCCCCGGUACUAAAAGAAUUUUGAAUUGAUUUUUACCAGAGAUGACCGCUCUCUGCUAGCAUCAAAAUAUUGAAUUAUAUUAUCGUGUUUUGAACAAAUACAGAAGUGUAUGGUGCGAAAUGAAUAAAGAAGUUUUCAUCCAUUAUUUAAA
This is a messenger RNA of Coccinella septempunctata (seven-spotted ladybird), 2692 nucleotides long. It is a transcript of the gene Sirc, whose product is annotated as SID1 transmembrane family member 1-like. The record is from RefSeq and is a predicted model, not a curated record. Lineage: Eukaryota; Metazoa; Arthropoda; Insecta; Coleoptera; Coccinellidae. The transcript is spliced from 15 exons. The coding region runs from base 105 to 2420 and encodes 771 amino acids. Gene Ontology annotation, cellular component: membrane.